Molecule: messenger RNA, 1673 nt
Organism: Apis florea (little honeybee)
Lineage: Eukaryota; Metazoa; Arthropoda; Insecta; Hymenoptera; Apidae
Product: persulfide dioxygenase ETHE1, mitochondrial
Biological process (GO): glutathione metabolic process; hydrogen sulfide metabolic process
Cellular component (GO): mitochondrion
Molecular function (GO): sulfur dioxygenase activity
Source: RefSeq, a predicted model, not a curated record
AUAUACGAUGUUAUAUAUACAUUAGUAAAAGAUAGACUUAGUAUCUAAUCAAGAUAAUAUAAUUAAGAAAAUGAUUUUUGUUUUUAUCGUUACAUCAUUUUAAUAUUAACAAGCAUCAAGUUCUUACAGUGUUAUUGAUUGUGAUGUGAGGAUACGUUAUUUUCGGCAUAAAUAACGUAAUCAUUUAUAUUUUGAAUAUGUUGAAGAAAUUGUGUCAACAAUACCUAAACUUUUCAGUUGUUAAAAAUAAUUUAAUUAUUAUGAAUUCUUGUGUUAAAUGUGCACCGUUAACAGAACCAAUCCCGUUUUCAAAAGACUUUUUGUUUCGUCAAAUGUUCGAUCCCACAUCCUGUACAUACACUUAUCUGUUGGCCGAUAUCAACGAUAAAACAGCGAUUUUAAUUGAUCCAGUCAUUGAAUGGGCAGAACGAGAUAAAACCAUUAUUGAGGAAUUGGGAUUAACAUUAAAAUAUGCUAUAAAUACGCAUAUGCACGCUGAUCAUAUCACCGGAACAGGAAGGCUCAAGUGUUUGUUACCUGGUUGCCAGUCAAUGAUAUCACGUAGCAGCGGCGCUAAGGCUGAUAUACUCUUGAAUCCGGAUGACCAAAUAUGCUUCGGCAGGCAUAAUUUACAGGUGCUUCCUACACCCGGACACACCGAAGGUUGUGUUACUUAUGUCUGCUACGAACAAGGCAUUGCAUUUACUGGCGAUGCACUUUUAAUACGUGGAUGUGGACGAACAGAUUUCCAGGGUGGAUCGUCGGAGAUUUUGUAUAAAUCAAUUCAUACAAAAAUCUUUACGUUGCCACAAAAUUUUAAGUUAUAUCCAGCCCAUGAUUAUUGUGGCAGAACGGUAACUACCGUGGCUGAGGAGAAGAUUCUUAAUCCCAGAUUAUCUAAAUCACUAAAUGAAUUUGUGAACAUAAUGAAUAAUCUUAAUCUGUCUUAUCCAAAAAUGAUAGAUAAAGCUUUACCGGCUAAUAAAGUUUGCGGAUUAUAUGAAGUUCACGAGGAACAGAAACCAUGAAGAGAUGAACUCUUCUGUGGUAUUUUUACGUUUAUCGAUCGACCGAUGUUAAUUCAAUUUUUUCGUUUUAUGUAAAAUAAUAGUUUAUAAUAAAAGGAAUUUAAUUAUAUAAUAAACAUACAAAAAAUUUAAGAAAAGCGCGUGUAUAUUAUUUUUAAUUGAUACUCUUGCUUUUUUUAUGUUUAAUUUUUAAAUUCGCGCUAUUAUUAAGAUUAAAAUUUCACAUUGCGAAAUACGAGAUUCUUUUUACAUGACCUUUUCAUUUUUAUUAAAUAUUUGUCCUGUUUUCUAAAUAAUUAUCCUAAAUUUAAAAAACUAAUUAAAUUUGCGCUUAUAUACACAUAUAGAAUAUCUUGUAUUCGUUGUUGGGACAUUUAGAUCUCUAUAUCAACCAGUAUAAUGCAUUUAUUUUUCAACUGAAUAUAAUAUUGUUCCAUAAACAUCUUUCGUAUAUUAAAGAGGAUUUUAUAUUAACAUAAGUAAAUACGCUAAAAGAAUUCCGCCUAUAAAAGCGGAAAUCAUCGAAUCAAAAAAGUAAUUCGUAAUAGUUCCAAAUUUCGCCGUUAAUUUCACAGUGUCCCCUAACCUCAAACAUCAUUCGAAGAACUGAAUUUUGUGAAGUACGCGAAACGAAAUGUAAGACGG